Molecule: messenger RNA, 3484 nt
Organism: Magnolia sinica
Lineage: Eukaryota; Viridiplantae; Streptophyta; Magnoliopsida; Magnoliales; Magnoliaceae
Exons: 4
Coding region: 139-3030 (963 amino acids)
Source: RefSeq, a predicted model, not a curated record
CGAAAAAAGAACUCGCACAUAAAAUUCCCCAAAACUACCAAUCCUCGAAAUCCCAUCAUCUUCAAACCCUAGAAAAACCGACCUGCAGGAGGGAAGUAUCUCAGUAAUUCCUGCUGAUCUGAAGAAACUCGGUUGAAGAUGUACAACGGAAUCGGAUUACAGACACCGCGAGGCUCAGGCACGAAUGGAUAUAUCCAGACGAAUAAAUUCUUCGUGAAGUCGAAGAACGUUAAGGUGGAAACGAAGGAAUUCGAGGCCGAUCAGGGCACUGGCGGUGUCAAGAAGGCGAACAAAGAGAUUCUCGAGCACGACAAGAAGCGCCGGAUCCAGCUGAAGCUCGUGCUUCUGGAGGAGACCCUAAUCGACCAGGGGUACACAGAUGAUGAGAUCGCGGUGCGGCUAGAGGAGACGCGGAAGGCCUUGGAAUCAGCAGCCGAGGAAAGCGAGGUGGGCGGCGGGGCAAGGACUGACAAGAGGGUUUCAGAUACACAAACCCACCAAAUUGCUGCUAGAAAGGAGAGGCAGAUGGAGACUUUAAGAGCUGCUCUUGGUAUUAUCAGAGAAGAUGAAACCUCUGAACAAGGGCUUCAAGAGCAAAAGAAGCAGGACAAAGCAUUUGAGUCAGGAGCUGAAGAAAGUGAUGAUGAGGAACUGAGAGAAGACCGUAAAAAUGGCCCAAAAGACAGUCCCAAACAAGGGGGAAAAGGUGAAUAUCAACACGUUGAUUCGGAUAGAGAGAACAGCAGAAGAGAAGUGAGGAAGGAAGAUGACCUGGAAACUGAAAAAGAUGCUGUGAAAAAUAAAAAGAUGGAGGACCGGAGAGAUGAAAUAGAUGAGCCAAAGCACCAAGAAAAGAAAGGCAGCAGAAAGAAAGUGUAUGGGUACAGUUCUGAUAGUGAUAGCAGUGAUAAACAUUCCAAAAGGACAAAAAAGAAACAUGGGAAAACUACUAGGAGACAUGAUUCUGAGGACGAUUCUGAUGUUGGUGGCAGCAAGAAAAGCAACAAACAUCGUGAGAAGAACAAGAAAAGCAGUACAAAGCUUGAAAAUGAUUUAUCUGAUCCUAACAGUGAUGUAGGCAGGCAAAAUGCAAAGAAAGAAGCAGAGAACUAUGCAAAAGAUUGCCGUAGACAUUAUUCAGAGGAUGUUUCUGAUUCAGGUACGGAGAUGCAAACCAAGAGUGACUUAAUGGGGAAACACCAGAGAAAAUCCAGAAGACAUGAUUCUGAGGAGGAUGUAUCUGAUUCUGAUAGCAGGAGGAAAAAUGGAAGAAAAGAAGUGGAAAAAUAUAAGAAGCGCAGCAGAAGAGAUGAAACCAGUGGUGACUCUGACACCGACAGCGGUAGGAGACAUGCUGGAAAUGACGGCUCGAAACAUGGUAAUGCAUCACACGGAAAAGGCAGUAGCAAGUACUAUGCAGCUGAUUCUGAUAGAGGAAGGAAAAAUGACAAAGAGGAGAGAGGUAGGAACCACAAAAGGAGACAUGAUACUGAUGAGGAUGAAUCUGACACAGACAGUGGCAGGAAGAAUACUGAACAUCAUAUGGAAAAACAUGGAAAAAGUAACAGGGAGCGAGAUUCUUUAACCAGUGACAGUGAGAGCAGCACAGAUGCUUCUUCUGACAGCAGUAGCGAUUUUGAUUCUGGCAGCAGCAGUGAUAGCAGCCAUGACAGACGCAUUCGGAAAAAGGCUGGUGAGGAUAAGAGCGGUAGAGGGUACAAGGAAGAUGUGGAUCGCAUGGAUGGCAGGAAGCGACAUGGAUCUUCUGUAGAAGGGCAGACGUUUGCUUCUCGGACACAUGGGCGAGAUGAUGGUAGGAAAGAGAGAGCUGGUGGGCAAUAUGACACUGAUAUUCUGGAGAGGAAAAGCUUGGAUAUGGCAAGGAAAUUGGACAAAACAAAUCGCUCCGAGUCCUCAAGAGAUGGUAGGGACAGAGAAUACGGAGUCCAAGAAACAAGAGGAAAGAGGAAGCUUGAAGAUGGGGGCCACAAUGAACAACCGGCAUCGAAAUCAAGAAAUAGGGAUGUUGGAGAGACUGAUAAGGCACAGGGAGAAAAUAGAGGUGAAUUUUACUCUGGUAGCAGGGAGUACAAAAACCGUGAUGAUCGAAAGAGAGAUAGGGAUGUUGGAGAGACUGAUAAGGCACAGGGAGAAAAUAGAGGUGAAUUUUACUCUGGUAGCAGGGAGUACAAAAACCGUGAUGAUCGAAAGAGAGAGAGGGAUGUUGGAGAGACUGAUAAGGCACAGGGAGAAAAUAGAGGUGAAUUUUACUCUGGUAGCAGGGAGUACAAAAACCGUGAUGAUCGAAAGAGAGAGAGGGGUGUUGGAGAUACUGAUAAGGCACAGGGAGAAAAUAGAGGUGAAUUUUACUCUGGUAGCAGGGAGUACAAAAACCGUGAUGAUCGAAAGAGAGAGAGGGAUGCUGAAGAGACUGAUAAGGCACAGGGAGAAAAUAGAGGUGAAUUUUACUCUGGUAGCAGGGAGUACAAAAACCAUGAUGAUCGAAAGAGAGAUAGGGAUGUUGGAGAGACUGAUAAGGCACAGGGAGAAAAGAGAGGUGAAUUUUACUCUGGUAGCAGGGAGUACAAAAACUGUGAUGAUCAAAAGAGAGAAGAGUACCAAAGUCUGAACAUGGGCCAAGGAAACCAAGAAACAAGAGGAAAGAGGAAGCUUGAAGAUGGGGACCACAGUGAGCAACAGGACCAUAGUGAGCAACUGAACUCGAAGUCAAGAAACAAGGACUUGGGAGCGACAGAGCGAAGGCAUAGAGGUGAACUUGACUUGGGCAACAGGCACCAUAGAAAUGAUAAUGACCAAAAGACAGAAGAACAUAUGAAUUUGAAUAAAUCAGGAGAAAAGAGGUCCGCUCGUGCACAAUACGAUGAUGAAGAGCACAGAAGAAGAAGAAAUGGAAGAGAGACUGAGAGGGAUACUAAGAGAACCAGAUAUGAUGAUUCUCGGUCAAGGGGAAGUAGGUAUGAGAACCACAGCAGUGAUGAUGCUGAUAGAUCCAGGCAACGGCAUCGUUAAUAUGACCUCUGGGACAUCAUUUGCAUUGGUGUUGGUCAUGUGCCUGUGGGCUUCUGCCACCCCUUGAGUGCCCCAGAAUAUGAGCAUUGAACUGUCACAAAGAGCAGCCUGCAGGUAUCUUUCUGAACUAUGAGAGAUUUGAAAUUUCAGCAUUGGACAUUGUUGCUGAAUCAAAUCCUAAAGGUUUGUCAUCAUGUAAGGAGUUUAAUGUGAUGCUGCAACUAUCGUCUACUUUUAUAGAUUUUGGUACUUUGAAAUGUUAAAGAUGGUAUUGGAGAGAAAAAUGGCUGAAGAGAACCAAUUUCCCUUGAUCUGAUGCAGAUGUUUGGAUCACCGUAUCUUCUUGUUUUCUUAUUUGUCAAGUAUUUCAGGCAUCUCAGGAGUCUGGACCAAGAUCGUGUUUUCCUGUGUCCUUCUAUUUUAAGACUACCGGUGGUCAGCAUACUUAGCAAUC